Alligator mississippiensis (American alligator) is the source of this 4556-nucleotide messenger RNA. RefSeq names its product zinc finger protein 92 homolog. Lineage: Eukaryota; Metazoa; Chordata; Crocodylia; Alligatoridae. Gene Ontology annotation, biological process: negative regulation of transcription by RNA polymerase II. The record is from RefSeq and is a predicted model, not a curated record. The coding region runs from base 1779 to 3083 and encodes 434 amino acids. Gene Ontology annotation, molecular function: DNA-binding transcription repressor activity, RNA polymerase II-specific. The transcript is spliced from 3 exons.
CCGUGCCCGAGGCAGGACCCAUCGCAGUGCAGCAAGGCACCGGGCCCCCUCCCUGCAGACGGCCUGCAGCAGAGCUGGGCAUCCAUGCCGCCCCCCAUGACUGCUGGUGGACGGGGAAGCUUCUGCUCUGCUGCAAGGGCAUCAUCCGGCUGCCUCCCCAGCGUGGCACGAAGGAGCCAGAGGACUUCCUGCAGCGCCCAUAGCAGUGAUGCAGAACACGCCGUAACAGGUCUGGCACGCAAGCCCCUAGAAAUGCGGGGCAGGCCGGGGCCGUGAGGUCCCCCAGCCCCACCAGUUGGGCCAGGCUCCGAGGCAGGAUCCCCAUCCUGGGCGCUGCCUGUUCCAGGGGCACUGCAGGCGUUUCCUACCUAACGCUCUGCUGCAGAUCCUGCUGACGCGUCCCUCCCGCCGUGGCCCGGGACAGCGGUGGAUCGGUGCUCCCCAGACGGUUUUGUGUCCCUUGUCCAUCCUCUCUUGCAGAGGAAGGCAGCACAGAUCCAUGAACUCUUCCUCGUGGUUCACGUGAUGAACCUCUUCUGAUUCCUGGUGCUUUCCUCUGCACGCUCCAGUUCGUCAGCAGAUUUCUUUUCUUUCAGUGCCUCCAAAACGGGACGUGACCCUCCAGAUACGGCCUCGCUGGCACUGCAGAGAGUGCAACAGUUCUCUCCUGUGCCCAACGUCCGACGCUCCAGGCACCGGGUCGCAGAUCGAGGCCGGGCAUUUCUUGCAAGAGCUGCCGACUGCCCCGCCACGCGGUUGGUGAUCUGCUGCGACCCCGGCUGCUCUUUUGCUGGCCUGCGGCCUGGCCACGCGCCCCUGUGUCUGCUCAGUGGAUUUCUCCUUCCCCAGUGCAGCACUUUGCACUGCUCUCUACUGAAUCUCACCUUGGUGAUUUUCUUUUUGAAUUUUGGUGUCUCGUACAGGUUUUGCCCAGCGCUGUCUCUUCAGACGUCCGAGUUGUUACUGAAAAUGUUGACUAAGAGGAACCCCAACUGGACUUCCCUUCAGGUGCCCUCUUCCCACCCCUCCCCGUCGUGCACCCGCGCCGUGAUAGUUACACCUAGAUCGUGCUUGUUUCCAUGAGACUGUCACGUGGAUGGUGUUUGAAAGCCUUACCAAUGUCAAAAGGAAUUGGAACUUGUGGCAGAGGUGAUAUCCUUUAUUAGACCAACAAGAUAUUUGCAAAAAAAUUCUUUAUUUGCAAGCUUUCGGGCACACUCACCCUUCCUCAGGCAUAGGAGAAUGCAAAGAUUGCUUACUAGCGUCCCGAGAUGCGGCUUUGCUAGGACUGCUUACACUCAAAUGCACUUGCGUUCCUCGCGGUUGUCCUUACUCCUGCCACCCAAGGGAUUUUUUUCCCCCCUACGAUGCCUUUAGCUUCUCUUAUCAUUUUUCCGCGCUCCAUAGACAGCAGUUGGUGGAAACGAGAAGCUAUGUCCGCUCUUCACUGGUGUAAUGCUUGGUUUCUAAUUGCUGGUUUUGCUGCAGCAGCAGGAGGGCUCAUACACACACUUCUCUUUCCUGACUCUGGAUUUCCGGUUCUCUGGCUAGAAGGCACUUCUUAAGGAAGCCCAAAUCUUUGUUCAGAUUUCUCAGUUUUCCUUUCUUUCAGGAAAUUUGGCCUCUGGAUGCAGCAAGUUUGUGGCGGGGGGUAGCAUACGCAGCAGCUGAAAAUCUGCCGAGGCCCACGGUACCACGCAGUGUCCCCGUGAGCCGCCCAAAAAGCAGAGCGUGGGGUGGGGAGGCCCCUUUACGCCUCCGGGAUUGCAGUAUGACACAUGUGCAAUGCUGUGAUCGUGGUGGCUCCGUGUCCCCGUGACAAGUCGCUGCCCUCCGGUUGUGCACACAGGGAACACCCCUCGUGGCACAGACUCAUGCUGAGUGUGACGCUUGUGAUCUUCCAGGGGCUGGUGAGGUUCGAGGACGUGGCCAUCCAUUUCUCCCAGGAGCAGUGGGAGAUGCUGGCGCCGUGGCAGCAGGAGCUGUACCGUGCCGUCAUGAUGGAGAACUACGAGCUCCUUGUCCAGCUUGGCCAGGAAGCUGCCAAACCAGAGCUCGUCUCCAGGCUCGAGUGGGGGGCAGAGCCGUACGGCCCCGAGCAGCAGGACUUGGAGCGGGGCGCAGUCCCUGCCAGCGCUUCCACGGGGAAACGGUCCGGGAGGAGAGCGGGGAGGCAGAGGCAUCGGGUUGGCUCCCAGGGAGAUGCGGAGGCUCAAGGGCCCUUGUCCUCGACGCUGAAAGCUCAAGCAUCCCUGACCAAGAUUGACAGGCCGAGCCCAGCCGCCGGCAGCCCUGCCCGCCUGGGCCCGGGGGCCCACGAAAGCCAGCUGCAGUGCAGGCAGUGCGGGAAGAGCUUUGCACACUGGCAGAACCUGGCGACGCAUCGGCGUCUGCACACAAGUGAGCGGUCGUAUGCCUGCGAGGCCUGCGGGAAGGGCUUCCGGUGUGUGCACCACCUGGCAGCCCACCGCCGCACCCACACGGGCGAGCGCCCCUUCGCCUGCCCCCGGUGUGGCCAGCGCUUCACCCAGCAGGCCAACCUGCGCACGCACCAGGCCGUGCACGCGGGGACACGGCCCUUCCAGUGCUCGCAGUGUGGCCUCCGCUUCGCCCAGCACCUCGCCCUGGCCCAGCACCAGCUGCUGCACUCGGGCGAGUGCCCGCACGGCUGCGAUCACUACGGCAAGCACUUCGCCACACGCAAGGUGCUGCGAACCCACGUGUGGGGCCACCACGCCAGGGGGGCCCCUGCACCUGCCCCCACUGCGGGCACCGCUUCACCACGCGGGACGGGCUGCGCUACCACUGGUGCAGGCCGGCGGGGCAGCACCCCCACCGCUGCUCCCACUGCGGCAAGGGCUUUGCCACCGCCUCCCGCCUGGCCAUCCACCGGCGCGUGCACUCGGCCAAGUGCCCCUUCGCCUGCGCCCACUGCGGCAAGGGCUUCCGAGCGAGAGCUGGGCACCCACCGGCAGGUGCACAUGGGCGAGCUGCGCUUCGCCUGCCCCCGCUGCGACCGGCGCUACCACCGCCAGAACGAGCUGAGCAAACACCUCAAGCUCCACCUGCCGGAGGUGCCAUGACCCAGCAGGGGACCAGCCAAGGGGGCGCAUUUUGGGGAUGGAUGUGGAGCGGCAUGUGCAGGGCAGAAGGGCCAGGCUGCACUUGCUGAUAGUGGAGCUCCCCCUCCACAGUAAGGGAUCAGGCCCUUCCACUGGGACGCCUCCAGCUGCUCUGCUCAGAGCAAGGGGCUGCGAUACAUGGGUCCAGUGACGGCUGCUGGGAACCAACCUUGUAGUGGACAGUGCGUGCAUGCGUGCGUGCAUUCAGGACUACGUCCCCACCACUCAGCUUUCCCCUGCCCUGCGGAGAGCGUGAGCCCAUGGGCUGCAUGCAGAGCAGAGCAGAGCAGCAACGGGCUGGUGCGGUCCCUGUGCUCUGCCCUGAGCGGGCCCACGAGGGCACUGCACAGACGGCAGCUUUCACUUGGAGGUUAUGGACACGUCCCUUGCACCAGGUUAGCUAGCCCAGUGCAGACGACUCUCUCUAAACAGCUGACGGUCACUCUGGGUCUUGCAGCCACUGAGGCAAGGUGGCCCAGGGAUGCCCGUUUCUGCAGCCAACAACACACAGGGCAGCCGCAGGCCCAGCAUCACAUCCCGCUGCCUCAGCCCCGCACCCUGUGGAGCUGCUCCUGGGACGGAAAUAGGUGUGGGUAGUUUGGGCUCAGCUUGACCCUGGCCCUGCGCCGCAGGAACCGAGUGAAGGCAGCCUGGCUUCACUCGACACAUGUCACUGCAGCCAUGUCACCCCACGUUUAAAAUGACACCUGAUGCUUAACUGUAGGAAAGCUUCGCAAGGACAUAUGGAAAGGGUUUUGGGGCUGGAGCAGCCUGGGAAGGGGAAGCGGGGUGUCCUGGCAGGGAAGGCAGGAGGGCUGUGUUGGGGAUGCUCCUCUACAGCCCUGGGCUUGGUUUGCUGUGACGCGCCGCACCGCACCGCACAGGUGGGAGAGCUGCCGUGCAAAGCAGCCAGGGGAGGUGGUGUCAUCCGCACAUCACCUGGGCACGAACCGCGCCCAGCCCCAACCGCCCCAGCAGAGACCCGCUGGGGCUGAUGCCACAUGGCUGGGGGAAGAGGAUCCCCGGUCCUUGUUCUCUCCAGGUCGGACUGGAGGAUGCCAGAGAGUGACUCCUGGCAGGAGACAUGCACCAGUGUGGACGCCGACUUGGUUAGGGGAGCAUGGGUGAUGGAAACCAGCUGUCUAUGCUUACCUGUAUUGUGAGGGACUGGGUAUAUCUUCGGAGGUUACAUUUAAAGUUUGUUAAUAAAUAACAAUUUAAAAGAAACCUGCCGCACUCACUGCAGCCAAGGGUGAGCAUGCAGCUGCUGUCUGCAAGAUGGGAUUGACCCUGGGAGAGCCAUGGACGAUAGCCUGGCAGCCUCCUCCACAAAAUUUGGGUUCUCCGUGUUAACAGCAAAAUCUGACAGCUCCUGGCUGCAAAGCAAGACCUUGGGGCCAGGGUCCUGCACACACAGCAGGGGAUGCUGAGCCU